This is a messenger RNA of Schizophyllum commune H4-8, 749 nucleotides long. RefSeq lists its product as uncharacterized. Lineage: Eukaryota; Fungi; Basidiomycota; Agaricomycetes; Agaricales; Schizophyllaceae. The record is from RefSeq and is a predicted model, not a curated record. Bases 40 to 471 code for a protein of 143 amino acids. The transcript has a single exon.
CGUAUACGACGUAGACGCAAAGGCUUCAUCGCGCAUGACAUGGUCAAGGAGAGAACCUCUGCAAACGUUCGACCUGAUUCUGGCCAUAUUGUCAUCGCGACGUCAACUGUGGCCACUUCAUCAGGUUUACUGGGCGCCCUCUUUAUUAUGAGCUUCUUUCAGACUCGGGUACAUUACUUACGGCAGCCGAACAGGUGCUCGUCCCACCCUAGUGUCCACUCUCAACGUCUACAAUUCACCGAUCUUCUGGCGCGCUCCCAAGCCUCGGAACUGCAGAGCAGUAUCGACACCCUUACUCGUCGUACCGAACACGACCUCAUCACAAAGCUCCCUUCAAAUGCUAGCAUUUGGAGUUGGCAGGGGAAGAUUGUCCAUAGAUUGGAGAUGUCAGCCAUUCCGGCUGCCUCCGACAUCGAUGGGCAUAGCGUCCCUUUCUCGGUGCUGACACGACCAUGUCCGCAGCUCGGCUGACAUACUGUCUUCUCACCGGACGCUGCUACCUCUGCCACAUAUUCCUUCGCUUACGAACUCCGCCUUGUUGUCUGCAUGUCGCUUACCAUCCGACGGCUCUCGGUUUGCUUGUUAACGUCUACACACCUAUGCCCACCUUCUCAGUAGUCUUCUCUCUUUGUGGACUCUGGAGCAAGGAUACAGACUGCUUGGCGCUGGAAACUCUGGAGCCUACAGCAGUUCAGGUUGACCGACCGAAAUUACGGCUUGCCGCGGGCAUGAUUGCGUGUAGAUAUCCC